Messenger RNA from Rhododendron vialii, 1485 nucleotides. RefSeq lists its product as uncharacterized. The coding region runs from base 1 to 1485 and encodes 494 amino acids. The record is from RefSeq and is a predicted model, not a curated record. Lineage: Eukaryota; Viridiplantae; Streptophyta; Magnoliopsida; Ericales; Ericaceae. Gene Ontology annotation, molecular function: nucleic acid binding; zinc ion binding. The transcript is spliced from 2 exons.
AUGGUGGGGACACGAAAUGGUAACGGCGGUAAUAAUAACAACUCGGGUGGAAACAACAACAAUGGGGACACAAAUCAGAACAUCGCGGCCGCCCUAGAGAACGUGGCCCAGAUACUCCAUAAUCUUGCCGCUAAUCCGCGAGGACCUCAGCCUCGAGCAGCCCCAGACCGUACUCAUCUAUUUUCUGAAUUUAGAAAACAGAGGCCUCCAACCUUUCAAGGGACACCUGACCCUCAUGUUCCCGAUGGAUGGAUCCGUCAGAUCAAGAAGAUGUUGGACACCAUGGGAGUCCGACAAGGUGCUGACCAGGUGGCUUUGGCCACGUAUCAAUUGGAAGGGGAAGCUGACUAUUGGUGGGAGGCUACCAAGAAUACUGUGGAUCUUGCCACAAUCACAUGGACUCAAUUCGAGGAGAUCUUUUUGGAGAAGUAUUUCCCUACACCAAUUAAGGACCAGAUGGCACAGGAGUUUCUAGCACUUAGACAAGGAACAAUGACAAUGACACAGUACAUGGCACGGUUUGAGGAGCUAUCACGACAUGCACCGAUGUAUGUCCCUACUGAUGCCGCUAAGGCAAGAAAGUUUGAGUGGGGGUUAGAGGGCCCUCUUCGGGGAAAAGUCGUUGGGUUAGAGCUUCCAACCUUCUCUCGAGUGGUGAGGGCCACUUUGAUCAAUGAAAGGGAACUUAACGACUCUCGUAGAAGUUUGAAUCAGAAGAAGGCUACUCAAAUGGGAGGACCAAUCCAUAACAACAACCAAGGUUUCAUUGCACCAAAACCGUACACACAGAACAAUCCCCGCCCACAACAACACAACCAACCUUGGAAAAACCCCAACCCAAACCUGAUUCCAGUCCAACCUCGAGGACAAUACCCUCCACAGAAUCAGACCCGCAAAUGCUUCAACUGCAACCAAGAAGGGUAUUUCAAGAAUCAAUGCCCACAGCUUGUGGGAUCCGGAAGCUCUGGGUAUGGAGGGUCGCAACAAACUACAGCCACGGCAGAUUAUUGGAAGCCGCAACAGGGAGGCCAGAAUCAACCACGUGUUGGUUGGAAUCAAUCACAGCAGCAGCCUCGGCCAUUUCAAAAUGCUAGAGCUGGAAAAGGGCCAGUUGGGCCAAAACAAGCUGUGGGAGGGAGAGUCUUUGCACUCCAGGGGGAAGAUGAGGUGUAUGAUCAGGUAGUGAUACAAGAAACUGAACACCUAGGAUCAAUGAUGCGUGUCACCUCACCGUUAGGAGGACACAUUUCAGUGGGUCUAGUUUGUAGAUCUUGUGAAAUAGAAGUGUCGGGUCUGCGUAUAAUUUGUGACCUCCGAGUCCUUGAUAUGGUUGACUUUGAUGUAAUCUUGGGAAUGGAUUGGCUAUCCGCCCAUCGCGCUGUAAUCGAUUGUCAUCAGAAGAUAGUGACGGCUUAUUCUCUGGACGGGACGUGUUUCCGAUUUAAGGGGGAUAGACAAGAUCCUACCUCUGAGACGACCCCAUGA